Messenger RNA from Thalassophryne amazonica, 1234 nucleotides. RefSeq lists its product as uncharacterized. Gene Ontology annotation, cellular component: beta-catenin-TCF complex. NCBI's taxonomy places the organism in Eukaryota, Metazoa, Chordata, Actinopteri, Batrachoidiformes, Batrachoididae. Gene Ontology annotation, molecular function: DNA-binding transcription factor activity, RNA polymerase II-specific; RNA polymerase II cis-regulatory region sequence-specific DNA binding. The coding region runs from base 1 to 1026 and encodes 341 amino acids. The record is from RefSeq and is a predicted model, not a curated record. Gene Ontology annotation, biological process: regulation of transcription by RNA polymerase II; canonical Wnt signaling pathway. The transcript is spliced from 12 exons.
AUGGAGACAAUCGAUCAAGGAUCAAUGCUGAAUGUCGACAUUCCUGUGGUGAAACUUGACAUGACCAUAGACACGGAGCCUGUAGCGUGGCUACCCAGUGAGCCAGUGUGUGAUGCCACAGACUUCACUUUACUAGACGUUGCUCCUGUGAACACCUCAGUCACACAGCCUGAAUUUGAGACACUGAUGCCAUAUGAGCCUGAACCUGAAGUUGAAGGACCUCACAGCGCUUUCAUGCUCUUCAUGCGUGAGUGGAGGGAACGCGUCAUGAAUGAGUUUGGUGUGGACGACAGCGAGAUUGUGAAGACCAUUCUGAAAGACCAGUGGGAUGAUCUACCCGCGGAGGAACAGGCCACGUACUAUGAGCUGGCUAAAGGAGAAAACAUCCUCCACUCCCAGCAGCAUCCCGACUGGUCAGCCAAAGAAAACUAUGGUAAAAGAAAGAGGUGCACGCACAGCACGAUGGAAGAAUCUGAAGAACCGUCACAUUCAAAGAAGCCUUGUUUGAUGUCAGGAUACGAGGACAGACAGCAGACACAGCAAAAAAGAGAACAAGGUCAAGCUGUUGGAUGUAAGCGGAAAGGAGACGAAAUCCAGGGUGCUGAAUGUAAGAGGAAAAGACAAGAGAUGAACUGGGUCACCCUGAACCAGCAGGACAUUAAGUGGUUAGCCUGUGCUCAGCUGCAGUUGGACCCUUUGGCUGGGGAUGAAGCUCCUGCAGCGGCGCCUCCACCGCAGACAUCAUAUGUUAAAAAGCCAGCGAACGCCUUCAUGAUCUUCAGGAGGGAGGAGAAAGACCGCAUCAUGGCACAGCAUAAAUGCAAAGAUAGCUGCCACGUGAAUAAGAUUCUGGGAGAGCUGUGGAAAAAUAUGACACGGGAGGAAAAAUCCAGAUACUUUGAAAAGGCCAAAGCAGAAAAGCUCCUCCACUCCCAGCUGCACCCCCACUGGACGUUCAAAGACAGCUACGGUAAGAAGACAAAGAAGAAGAAGAACAGGACCACCGAGCCACCCAGCAGGCUGUAAGGCAGCGGUGCCCAAAGUGUUCCAGAAAGGGCCAAGAGGGGGCAGGUUUUCUUUGCAGCCACUGACUCCAGCAGAUGAUUUCACUAAUGAAUUCAUCCCAUCUGCUCAAAGUGAUGUUCAUCUAUGAAAAGCGUCUCUGAAACAAUAAAGUGCCAUUUUUGGCACCACAUUGGCCCCUCUGAAGCUCAACAUGGAAAUUAUACAGUAU